AUGGCUCUGUUGUUUGAAUGGGCCUUUGGGAAGAAGCUAACUCCUCAGGAGAGGCUUCGGAAGAAUCAACGAGCUUUAGAAAAGACUCAAAGAGAAUUAGGACGAGAAGUUACUAAAUUACAACAACAAGAGAAGAAAUUGAUUAGUGAGAUAAAGAAAUCCGCUAAACUGGGUCAAAUUGCUAGUGCAAAGAUUCAAGCUAAGGAUUUGAUUCGUACUAAGAGUUAUAUUACUAAAUUCAAUUCGAUGAAGGCUCAAUUACAAGCUAUUGCCUUAAGAAUUCAAUCAGUAAGAUCUAAUACUCAAAUGGCCACUUCAAUGAGAGAUGCUACAAGAUUAUUAGCUGGUAUGAAUAGAAGUAUGAAUUUACCUCAAUUAUCAAGAAUAGCGCAAGAAUUCGCUAAAGAGAAUGAUUUAAUGGAUCAAAAACAAGAAUUUAUGGAUGAAGCUAUUGAUGAUGCUAUGGCAGAUGAUGAAGAUGAAUUAGGUGAAGAUGAACAAAUUGAUGAAAUAUUAGGUAAAGUACUUGAUGAGAUUGGUGUUGAUCUUAAUACUAGUUUGAAGGAUACUCCAAAUGCUAUAAAUGUUCAUACUGAAGAAGCUGUUAGUAAUGGUAAAGUUGCUGAAGCUAUUGGAGGUCAUGGAGGUAGUAGUGCAGCUAAUGAUGAAGACGAUUUACAAGCAAGAUUGGAUAGUUUAAAGAAGUGA
This is a messenger RNA of Scheffersomyces coipomensis, 708 nucleotides long. RefSeq names its product ESCRT-III subunit protein (gene VPS2). The coding region runs from base 1 to 708 and encodes 235 amino acids. The transcript has a single exon. NCBI's taxonomy places the organism in Eukaryota, Fungi, Ascomycota, Pichiomycetes, Serinales, Debaryomycetaceae. Gene Ontology annotation, biological process: protein transport; endosome transport via multivesicular body sorting pathway; late endosome to vacuole transport. The record is from RefSeq and is a predicted model, not a curated record. Gene Ontology annotation, cellular component: ESCRT III complex; multivesicular body.